ACUCAGUGUUGUUCAUGUUCAGUCGGCCCGUCUGUUUGGCGCGUCGAGGUUGUGUUGAAUCGUGUUUUCAGCCGCUCGCACCGACCCACGUGCGCAUGCUACUGCGUUGCUGAUAAGUGCCUGACUUUUGACUGCCGAUAACAUUGUCCGCGUCGAAACGACCAAUCAAACAAAAGGGAAAAACGCUGCAUUUUAACUCACUUUUUUGCGCUAUUGACAUUGAUUGAUAACCGACAGGACAGUGUAUGUGGACAGUGGAAAGUGAUCUAUUGGUGGCUACGGGACGUUUUUGUUUUACCGACAAACUGAGGAAUAUAACAGCAGCGGAGGAAUCGCUCUGGAAAUACCUAAAAGGGUAGCGAUGUCGCGGCCCGCGCCCGCGUGAUGCUCGCCCCGCUCGCGCCGCGCCGAGAACUGGACGCCGAAACGCCGGUCGUCUGGCCUGCAUGGUGCUACUCAGGUGAAGGAGGGGGCGGCGGGGCGCGGCGCUGCGCGCGCGAUGCGGCGUCGCCCGCGCACGCGCCCGCGCCGGCGCCGCCGCACGUCAAGAUCGAGCGGCUCAGCCCCCACGACUCCACCGCCUCCAGAUCCCGCAGCGUGACGCCGUCAACGUCGUCGUACCCGGGCACGCCGCCGGAGCGCGGCAGCCCGCACGCCCCGCCGCCGCACCCACCGCGCAACUACUCUGACAUCAUGCGCUCCCUCGCGGCGCGGUACAACAGCCCGCCUAACGACUACUUCCACCGCAUGAACGGCUUCGGCGCGGAGCGUGCGCCGGCGCAGGAGGCGACGGACGCGCCGCUCGGCGGGCUGUUCACAAAGAUGGCGAAGCAGCAGGGCGGCCCGCCGCGGCUGCCCGCCUUCCCCGUCAUGCUCGACAUGAGCUCGACUAAGACGCUGCUAGCGAUAUCCCGAGUGGGCCGCGGAGGGCGCUCGAGACGCAAGCGCGCCGGGACAGCACCGGAGCACUCGCCGCUGGAUCUGUCGGCAGCGGGCGAGAGCGCGGCCAAACGCGCGAGGCUCUCCGCCAGCCCGAGCACCAGGAGCGACAGCGGCGAGAGGGACCCCGUGUCUAAUGAUGAGCGAGGCGAGGCGCGCGACUGCUUAUGCGCGGAGGCCCGCGCGCGCCUGUCGGCGUGGACGGUCGACGACGUCUGCGAGUUCGUCACGUCCAUCGACAUCUGCGCAGAAUACACAGCGAACUUUCGCGAGCAGAGAAUCGACGGAGCCGGUCUUCCCCUCCUCACCGAAGACCACCUCACAGGCAUGCUGCAGAUGAAGCUAGGGCCGGCGCUCAAGCUCAAAGCCGUCCUGGCGAGGAGGCUCGAGCCGUGCGCGAGCUGCCAGGCACAGGCCCAAGCCAGUCCCACUACUGUCAGGAUAAACGGGGCAGCCCUAAAGGCGGAGCCACGGAGCAACACCACUAGCCCUAGUUAGGGUUAAAAUAGUAUUAACUUUCUUUUUUUUAAUAAUGUCGUGUUUCGUGUUUCAUUUCGGCCAGGUUCUGAGCGCGUUUAUGGUGCAGUCAUAUAUUAUGUGGAUUCUAAUGGUGUAAAAACAAAUCACGUUAGAAAUAUCGAUGUUUGUAAAAUUGUGAUGUAUUUUUGGCAUUAAAUGCGCUCGUGAACCUGAUUUUUAAACAAUUUUAAAUAUAACAGAAUAAUCAAUGUCAUUUAUAAUAAUUGAAUAUUUUUACUCUAGUAUCAAGAGCGACGAAAACGGGGUUUUUGUUUUGAACAUAUCGAACACGAACCACGCCUGCACUAGCUAAUAAUACGACUCCUAAGUCAUCGAGUCCACAUUUCAGUCUUCCUGUAUUUGUAUAUGUAGAUUUUGCAUUUAGUUAAUUAUUACAUUUAUGUGUACACUUAGCUUAAUCUAUGUAAAUAUAGAUCGUGUAUUGCCGUCCAAAAUGACUUAAUGAAUAAUUUUGUGAAGUAUAUUUGUGUCUAAAUACUUCGCGGACCUUAAAUAGUAAAAUUCGGUGCUAAGACCCUGAGGGAAUAUAAAAACAGUAAAAGCUGUUUAAAAAUGUAUAUAAUGGCCGUUUGUAAAAAUUGUUACUUAUAUAUUUUGAGGCUACUAUAAUCUACAUCUAUACAGGGUCACAAAGAUAUACUGUAUAUACAUACAUAGUUUGUAAAGAUGUAUAUUUACGUCACUGUAUCAUAGCAUUUAAUACACCUGAAAAAAGCUCAGUAUAAUGAUACCGAAUACAGUAAUAUUACUUAGUACAUAAUACGAUUGUGUAAUUUAGUAUAAAUAAUACCUUUUUCCAACCCGCAUAAUAUUUGCCUGUAUAAAAGAUGUAAAUAAGUACGUUCCACUUGCGACUAGUUUUCAGUUCUAUUUUACUAUAGAGAUAAAUACAAUGUAACGAGUAGGUGUUUACCUGUGGUAAUCUCCUUAAUUGCCAAAAUAGUAUAUGUUUUGCAACAUAUAGACAAUACGUAUGUAUACAUACAAUAUGUUAGAGUAACGUGAUGGACAAGCGAGAAAAAACUUUUCUUUGAAAGGCACGAUAUAAUUUUUCUAUUAUAUUAAAACAUUAUACAGCACGUCUUCCAACACAUAAAUCACCUAACAAUAGUAAAUAGUACUGAUAGAAUAAUAAUCCUAGCAUAAUCGCAACACAUACGAUUUAAAAAUAUAUUUAAAGGUGCUAUUUUGGUGAUAAAAAUCUUUGCUCGUGCCUUAAAAUAUAGUCUUCCUAAAAUGAAAAUAUAUUCAGAUGUUAAAGUAUUACGGUUCUACGCUUUAAAUCAGUUAAUACAAUAAUACUUAAUUAUAGAUAAUAAUUGAAAAUAUAAAUAGGUGAUGUUAUUUUAGCAUUAUAUUCAAGAAUCAGUGCUUUUAUUAUGUAACUAACGUAUAAUAGGACCAGUGACUUACGAAUGAAUGUUUAUGUGUGUAAUAUUUUUUGUUCCAUGUGAUUUAAGAGAUGACAAUAGUGUAGAUAUAAAAUAGAGUUAGUUGGGUUGUUUCAUAAAAUAAAUUGCUUGACAAUCUACUUAUGAGACAAAUCAAAUAACUCAAUUUAUCUGAAUCUGAUGAGUUCCAAGCGUGACCCGAGUCCAUUUUUUUUAUAAAAUUUAGUAAUUAUUACGGAGAAACUUCACAAGUAUAUUUCCCUGUCAUUAAAUUUAGUUUUAAUGUUUUAAAACCACGUCUACCUUUUUUACUAUAAAAACUACAUUAUUGACAGUGAAAUGGGCUUUGAUACUAAAAUAUAGACUAAACUUUGUAAGAAUCUAUUUUCAUAUUGCCGGUAGCAUCAAAACGCCAUGUGGGUAUGAGACAUUUUCGCAAAAACGCAUAAAUGAAACUUUUAAUAUAGUAUAUUUGGUACUUAAUCUUUUUAUACUUACUAUUCAUAUAGCGUUAUUUUACUACCGACUGAAUCAUAAAACUUAGUCUAUUUUAUUUCCGAAGUUACUAAAUAAUACUAAUCAGUACCUUAAAGAA
Messenger RNA from Cydia splendana, 3465 nucleotides. RefSeq names its product polyhomeotic-like protein 2. Gene Ontology annotation, molecular function: chromatin binding; histone binding. The coding region runs from base 385 to 1437 and encodes 350 amino acids. The record is from RefSeq and is a predicted model, not a curated record. The transcript is spliced from 8 exons. Gene Ontology annotation, biological process: negative regulation of DNA-templated transcription. Gene Ontology annotation, cellular component: nucleus. NCBI's taxonomy places the organism in Eukaryota, Metazoa, Arthropoda, Insecta, Lepidoptera, Tortricidae.